GUCAUGUCAUCUCCGUUAUGCAUCCUGUCUAAAAAUGACAACCUCUCUGUGUCUUUCUGUGGUUCUGGCUUUCUAGCAACGUACCAGCUCGGUGCUGCGCAGAGUCUUCUGGAUAAUGCGGCCUGGAUCCUGCAAGGAGCUCCAAAAGUCUACGGCGCGUCCGCUGGUUCCCUCGUCGCUGCAGCGGUCGUCUGCGGUGCCAAUCUAGGACGUGUGCGAGACCACCUUUUGGAGUUUGCGCGAUUUACCAAACAACAAACGCUCGGUCUUCUCAGUCCCACGGUGGAUGUUUUUCGGUGGCUGGAGGUCACGCUGCAGCGCUGUCUGCCUGAUAAUGCCCACACUCUGGCCACCGGCCGUCUGCACAUUUCCAUGACUCGCAUCUCUGAUGGAAAAAAUGUCAUCGUGUCAGAAUUUAAUUCCAGUGAAGAGCUUAUAAGAGCACUUUUGUGUAGCUGUUUUGUCCCUGUAUAUAUUGGCGUGAUCCCACCGCAGUAUAAAGGUGAGCACUAUGUGGAUGGAGGUUUUACAAACAUCCAGCCCUUGGAGGAUUCAUCUCCCACCCUCACCAUCUCCCCGUUUGCUGGAAACAUGGACAUCUGUCCGUCUGAUACCUCCAUCAUCCUGUGCGACGCCAUCAUCCAGCAGGUCUGCCUCCAGUGCUCCCUCGCCAACUUCAUCAGGCUGAUAGAUGCCUUGUUUCCUCGAGACUGGAGGAUUUUGAAGAAGGCUUUCUACAGUGGAUACCAAGAUACCGUAUACUUCCUGCAGCAGAACAACGCGCUGCCGCUUCAUCCUCAACGAAGAAAGGAGUCUGACGCGUCUGACGAUUCGCUAAGCUCAGAUCACUGGAUGCUCACACAGACUGAUCGUCCUGAAGAAGAGGAAUCCCAGCAGAAGUGUCCUGAACAACCUGAAGAGAAGACCGUCAAUGGGGUUAACGUUAGUUCAUCCUUGAUUCCGUCCCGUCAACAGCGGACUGUACAUAAAAACUCACCAGUGGCGGUUCAGGAAGUGCUGCUGUAUAAUAUCAUGGGUCAGCUGGAGAUUAUGAGCAAUUCAAACGUCUCUUUACCUCAACGGACGCUCUCAUACCUGCUCCUACUGUUCACACUGCCAAUCUGGAGUGCAACGACCUUAUGGGACAGGUACCAAAAAUGGAUCACUGAUGCUAUGACUGUGGCAUACUGGCUCUGGCAUGGUAUUAAGCUAUUCAUGAUCUUUAUACUCAAAAUUGUACUGUCCUCGAUGAGGAAAGCCUUUGGAGACAUAAUGCUGAGUCUGAUCCGUUUCAUAUCUGCGGAUGUUCACGAUGAGCAGCACAGACGCAAAGACUUGGCUGAGAGACACGUGGCCUCCUCUAAUAUGAACGGACACGUCUCUGCUGUUUUCCCGCCGAGUCCCUCCAUGGCACAGACCCUCCCAAACCUCUAUACUCUCCUGUUUUCGCUAGAGACAGAGAGCAAGUGGAGAAGACGCAAGAUAGAGGUGCAACACACAUUACAGCAACACGUGGCUGAUGUGAAAAGAAAAUAAAAACAUGCAAGCAAUGCAAGACAGGUAAUGUUACUCCUAACAGAGUGAAGUUGAUCUGUGCUGCUACAGAUUAAAAAGCCUUUUAAAGCUAAAUACUAAAUACAUAUACUAACAAAUCGACUAGCACUGGGGCAAUGCUCUAGAUUAUUAGUGAGAUUACUUUUCUCUGUAAAGACCCAAUGAAAUUUAAUGUCUGAUGAGUUCCUAUAUCUUUUUUUUGCUGGUGUACCAACUUGAUCUCAUGCCAAAUCGUACAUAUUUUACGAGGUGGCUAUGAGUAAAUUUGUAGGACUGUCUAAGUUAAUGCAUUAAAUGCAUUUUGCAGAUGAGGUCAAAAGUCUGCACCCCCCUUUCAGAAUCAUUAGAAAUGUUAAUUAUUUUGCCAAAAUAAGAGGGAUCAUACAAAAUGCAUGUUACUCUUUAUUUAGUACUUAUGUUUACAGAUAGUCCACAAGAGAAAAUAAUAGCUGACUUAGCUGAAAUAUGCUGAAAUAAUAGCUGAAAAAUGACCCUGUUCAAAAGUUUACAUACACUUGUACAUGCAACUUACAUGCAACUAUUACAGAAGGUUCAAACGCUCACUGAUGCUCCAGAAGGAAAAACCAUGUAUUACGAGUUGGGGAAUUUGAAGAUCAGGGUAAAUUUAACUUAUUUUGUCCUCUGGGAAACAUGUAUCUUCUGUAGCUUCUGAAGAUCAGCACUAAAUGAGAAAAAAUAUAUGAAAUUUAGGCAAAAUAAGAAAAAUGGACACAUCUCCAUUCUGUUCAAAAGUUUUCACCCCCGACUCUUAAUGCAUAGUUUUUCCUUCAGGAGCAUCAGUGAGUGUUUGAAUCUUCUGUAAUAGUUGCAUAUGAGUCCCUCAGUUGUUCUCAGUGUGAAAAGAUGGAUCUCAAAAUCAUACAGUCACUGUUUAAAAGGGUUCAAAUACACAACAAUGCUGAAAAACCAAAGAAUUUGUGGGACACAAAGGAUUUUCCUGAAAAACAGCGGGCAGUUUAACUGUUCAGGACAAACAUUAAACAUUAUUUUCUGUUGAAUUCUGUAUGUUCAUUCAUUCAAAUUCAUUAUGUAUGUAAAUGUCUUUUAUGUGAAAUAUUUUAUUCAGGUCAAUACUAAAUAAACAA
Labeo rohita (rohu) is the source of this 2660-nucleotide messenger RNA. It is a transcript of the gene pnpla1, whose product is annotated as patatin-like phospholipase domain containing 1. Lineage: Eukaryota; Metazoa; Chordata; Actinopteri; Cypriniformes; Cyprinidae. Gene Ontology annotation, biological process: triglyceride catabolic process; lipid homeostasis. Gene Ontology annotation, cellular component: lipid droplet; membrane; cytoplasm. The coding region runs from base 4 to 1536 and encodes 510 amino acids. The record is from RefSeq and is a predicted model, not a curated record. The transcript has 9 exons. Gene Ontology annotation, molecular function: triacylglycerol lipase activity.